AAUAACCAGAAAUGUUUCUAUGGUUACAGAGAAGGUUGCGCGCGCGUGUGUUUACUAACGGCAGAUGUCAACGGUUAAGAGCGCCAACGGCGAACAAGCUGUUCUUUAUUACACUAAAUAUUUAUCCAUAUUGUGCCACAAUUACGUGUUUGAAACACAUCGAGCAAACGAAUGGACAGUAGAGAGGUGGAUUAUGCUGCAGGAGUGAUUUGAAAAGUUUGUAUGAACGUUUUGAUAGCUUUGUUUUGCCGUAAAACUGGUUCGCCGAUGGGGCGAGGGGGAGUGCUAAAAACUAUGUGUUAUGUUAUUAACUUUUGAAAGAAGAAAUUACAUAUUUUCCCCUUAUGAGUUGAAUUCAGAAGAAAUUUAACGCACUCUUGCUAAAUUCAAUACACACCGUGUUUCUGCCACUAUAGCCUCACUUGUUCUGGUAUAUACUGGUUAUAAUGUUGUCUAGCUUUAUGUUAGCAAAGUUAUAACUGACAUUAACUUACUCAGUUUGACUGUUAAUGCUCAUGCCAGUGUUACACCACGUUUGAGCAGUUAUGAUUAAAUAGGAAAGAAUAGUGAUUUGAUAGUGAAAGUCAUUUGUGGCCGGUAUUUAACAAUUAACGUAACCGGUUACAUAGUCUCUCUUUAAAUGAUUAGCAAAAAAUAAACAUUUUAUUUUCAGUUAGCAUGAGUUCAGACUCCCCCAAAACAAAUUACUUAAUAAAAACGUAAAUACAAAAAUCUAUUUUUCACUAGGAUUAGUGAUAGUGCUCUUAAAUAUUGACAAACUGAUAGAAGAUCAAUUCUGAAAACUAUUCAGUUUUGGUAACAUAUCUUUGUAUUCUGCGUCCAAAGGCCGGGAGCGCACACGUAUCCCAUCAUCCGAUGCGCGUCCCCGUGGCUCAACUAAACGGACCCCAGUCUGUAAAGCCAGAAGGGACGAGAUCGGAAGUCUGGCGAUUGCCCUUCAAAAUCAAGCUUUACCAAUAUGUAUAAAUGCUUUUAAUUGAUGGGCUGUAGCUAACAACUAUUUACACCAUCUAUUAAUUUGCCACUUAAGUCAGUGAUUAAUUAUUCGGGUCUAUAAAUGUUGGAAAACAGUGAAAAAAUUACCAAAACGAUCUCCUUAAGCCCUAAGUGAUGCCUUUAAUGUUCAAUUUGUAAUAUCAAAAAAGAGAAGAAGGCAGCAAAUCCUCACAAUUUAAAAUCCUCAAAACAUUGUUGUUAAACGACUAUUUAAUUAUCAAAAUAGUUGCUGAUUAAUUGUAAUACAAUUUUCAGGACAAGUCUCUAGUUUAAUGUUACUAAAAAUAAACCAACUAGCGUACACAUGGUAGUGAUGGAUGUGAGGCCCUCAAUAUAGGCAAAUAUGUACUUAUAUAAAGAUGUAAAUCUAAUUAUAUAACAUGUUAUCUAAACAAGUAAUGCCUGCUAUUGAUGACAUUUAUGAAAAAGUAUAGGAAUACUUUAAAUUAAAAGAAACAUAGGCAAUUUAAUUACUUAAAUAAGACACAUAUCUGAUUAAAUUAUCACGCAAUUAUUUUCAUUAGCCUGUAACUGUAAUCUAAUAUAAACCUGACUGUCCACAGCUGCACCACCACACCACGAUGAGUAUAUUUUAACCUACUAUAUAUUGAAGCAGUAACCGGAAGUUGCGUGUAACUUGACGCUGGUUGAAGCGGCUAUCUCCCUACAAACAUUACCUCCGCUGUGCUGCCGAGACAUCAUGAUCCCCGAUCAGCAGCAGCAGCAGCAGCAGCAGUGGCGUCCGCAGCCUGGGCCCGCAGCAGCGUCCCCCUGUGUGUCUGUCGGUGAGCCAUGAGCAUGCCACCGCUCCGACCUCCUCGUCCCAGCCUGACCGACUCUUGUUUACCAGCGAGAUGUAUUUCAACCGGAGAGCCAAGAAGAUACACAGCGAGGGAGCCUCGCCUCUCUCCCAUCAAUCCAACGGUGCAGGACCUGCUUGCUCGUCCGCCGGUUACCGCAAGGCAGAUGAUGAGAUGUCCGGGACCACUUCCCAGGCGGAUCCCAUAGACGCCACGGCGCGGAUUGUGCUGCUCAACCGGCCACAGAAUACCAAGUUCUGCGACAACCAUGUCAGUACCACAAAGUAUGGUGUCCUCACCUUUCUGCCCCGAUUCCUGUAUGAGCAGAUCAGGCGGGCUGCCAACGCCUUCUUUCUGUUCAUCGCACUCAUGCAGCAAAUCCCUGAUGUAUCACCGACCGGUCGCUACACAACACUUGUCCCGCUCAUCUUCAUCCUCACCGUGGCCGGGAUCAAAGAGAUCAUAGAGGACUAUAAAAGACAUAAAGCAGAUAACACAGUCAACAAAAAGAAGACAACAGUGCUGCGUAACGGAGCCUGGCAGACGAUCAUCUGGAAACAGGUGGCAGUGGGAGACAUAGUGAAGGUGACCAAUGGCCAGCACCUUCCAGCUGACAUGGUUAUUGUGUCCUCCAGUGAACCACAGGCCAUGUGUUACACUGAGACCUCCAACCUGGAUGGCGAAACCAACCUGAAGAUUAGACAGGGUCUCUCGCUCACAGCUGCUCUUCAGAACCUGGAGGAUUUGAUGGCACUGUCUGGCCGUUUGGAGUGUGAAGGCCCCAACAGACACCUGUAUGACUUCACUGGUACACUGCGGCUGGAAAACCAGAAUGCUGCUCCCCUAGGUCCAGACCAGGUGUUGCUGCGUGGCGCCCAGCUCAGGAACACGCAGUGGGUUGUGGGAAUUGUUGUCUACACUGGCCAUGACUCCAAACUGAUGCAGAACUCCACCAAGGCACCGCUAAAGCGCUCUAAUGUAGAGCGAGUCACCAAUAUGCAGAUCCUGGUCCUGUUCGGCAUCCUGCUGGUCAUGGCCCUGAUCAGCUCUGUGGGUGCUGCCAUCUGGAACAGAGAACACACUGAAGAGUCCUGCUGGUACCUGUCCCGGGCUGGUGACAUCUCCACUAACUUUGCGUAUAACCUGCUGACGUUCAUCAUCCUUUACAACAACCUGAUCCCCAUCAGCCUGCUGGUCACACUGGAGGUGGUCAAGUUCACACAGGCCCUCUUCAUCAACUGGGAUGUGGAGAUGUACUACUCAGAGACAGACACACCAGCAAUGGCUCGAACGUCCAAUCUUAAUGAGGAACUGGGCCAGGUGAAGUAUCUCUUUUCCGACAAGACAGGGACUCUGACCUGUAACGUCAUGCACUUUAAGAAGUGUACCAUUGCGGGAAUUACUUAUGGCCACUUCCCUGAUCUUGACUGUGAUCGUUCAAUGGAAGACUUCAGCAAUCUGCCUUCCAACAGCAAUAAUUCGACGGAGUUUGAUGACCCAACUCUCAUCCAGAACAUCGAGAAAGAACAUCCUACAUCACCUCAGAUCUGCGAGUUCCUGACUAUGAUGGCAGUGUGCCACACAGUGGUCCCAGAGAUAGAGGGAAACCAGAUCAUUUACCAGGCCUCCUCACCAGAUGAAGGAGCACUGGUCAAAGGAGCCAAAGGACUCGGCUUUGUCUUCACUGCAAGGACCCCGCACUCAGUCAUCAUUGAAGCUAGAGGAAAAGAGAUGAGUUAUGAGCUACUGAAUGUGCUGGAGUUUUCCAGUAACCGUAAACGCAUGUCUGUGGUGGUCAGGACUCCCAAUGGGAAGCUGCGGCUGUACUGCAAAGGAGCUGAUAAUGUCAUUUUUGAACGUCUGACUGAGGCAUCGCAGUACAAAGAAUUAACCGUCGCUCAUCUAGAACAAUUUGCUACUGAAGGCCUGAGAACUUUGUGUUUCGCCUAUGUUGACUUGGAGGAAGGUGCCUACCAGGAGUGGCUGAAGGAGUACAAUCGGGUCAGCACUGUGCUCAAAGACCGUGCUCAGAAACUAGAGGAGUGUUAUGAACUACUGGAAAAGAACUUAAUGCUGCUGGGCGCCACAGCCAUAGAGGACCGUCUCCAGGCUGGCGUGCCAGAGACCAUCGCCACUCUGAUGAGGGCUGACAUCAAGAUCUGGGUUCUUACUGGAGAUAAGCAGGAAACUGCCAUCAACAUAGGUUACUCCUGUCGUCUGGUGACACAUGGCAUGUCCCUCAUCAUUGUCAACGAGGACUCUCUGGAUGCUACUCGUGCCACUCUGACUGCUCACUGUUCAUCCCUGGGCGACUCUCUGAGGAAGGAAAAUGAGCUGGCAUUGAUCAUUGAUGGCCAGACGCUGAAAUAUGCCCUGUCCUUCGAGCUCCGCCAGGCCUUCCUCGACUUGGCAUUGUCCUGCAAGGCUGUCAUCUGCUGCCGAGUGUCUCCGCUGCAGAAGUCAGAGAUCGUGGAUAUGGUGAAGAAACACGUGAAAGCCAUCACGCUGGCGAUAGGCGAUGGUGCGAACGAUGUGGGCAUGAUUCAGACGGCGCACGUCGGAGUGGGAAUCAGCGGCAACGAGGGCAUGCAAGCCACCAACUCCUCUGACUACUCCAUAGCACAGUUCUCCUACCUAGAGAAGCUGCUACUGGUCCACGGGGCGUGGAGCUACAACCGUGUCACCAAGUGCAUCCUCUACUGUUUCUAUAAGAAUGUGGUCCUCUACAUAAUAGAGCUCUGGUUUGCCUUUGUGAACGGGUUCUCUGGCCAGAUCCUUUUUGAGCGCUGGUGUAUAGGCCUCUACAACGUGAUAUUUACUGCACUGCCUCCAUUCACUCUGGGGAUAUUCGACCGGCCGUGCAGCCAGCAGAAUAUGCUCCGUUUCCCACAGCUCUACCGAAUCACCCAAAAUGCCGAGGGCUUCAACACAAAGGUGUUUUGGGGCCACUGUAUCAACGCACUGAUUCACUCAAUUAUUCUCUUUUGGUUUCCGCUCAAAAUGUUAGAGCACGACUCUCCCUUCAGUAAUGGUCAGGGAAAUGACUACCUAUUUGUUGGAAAUAUGGUCUACACAUAUGUGGUAGUUACAGUAUGUCUGAAAGCUGGAAUGGAGACCACCGCUUGGACCAGGUUUUCCCACCUGGCAGUAUGGGGAAGCAUGGUUCUCUGGAUGGUCUUCUUCGCUGUCUACUCCGCCAUCUGGCCCACCAUCCCCAUCGCCCCCGACAUGCUGGGCCAGGCUGGCAGUGUGAUGCAGUGCUGGCACUUCUGGCUGGGCCUGGUCCUGGUGCCUACUGCAUGUUUACUCAAAGACUUUGCUUGGACAGCCACACGUCGCACUGUGAGGAAGUCUCUCUUGGAGGAGGUGCAGGAGUUGGAGGCGCGAGCCGUCGACCCAGGGGCAGCUGUACUUAGGGAUGCCAGCGGCCGCAGUCUAAACGAACGAGCCCAUCUGCUGACAAGAGUCUUUAGGAAAACGCCUUCAAGUGUAGGACGCUCGAACUCGGUGCAGCAGACUGUGUCACAUGGUUAUGCCUUCUCUCAGGAGGAGCACGGCGUGGUGUCCCAAUCCCAGGUGGUGCGCUCCUACGACACCACCCGCCAACGCCCCAGCCUCUAGCCCCGCCCCAGACCAAGGCUUCAGCUCACCGUAGCAAUGGUUGUCAAGGUGACAGCGGAGACAGACUUAUGUGACACCCUCACGCCGGGUGACCGACCCCUGCUGUGGCCUUACGGGAACACUGACCUGACCCCUGGACAGGGGUGGGGGUCACGGUUAGGCGUGGAGGCCGUCGCUGGCGCAUGGAGGACUGACUUGAGAGAAGGGACCAGGCCGACUAUACGGAAUAAACAUUCUCCAAACUCACACAAGCUGCACAGGCAUGAGCAAUCAUAUCCACGCACAAACAUGACAAGUCAAACUCAGAGACUGCUUCUCAUAUCUGUAUACCCCACAGACUGGGUUUGGUUCAUGUUAAUGUGCGUUAACGUGUGUGUGUGCGUGUGUGUGUGUGUGUGCAUUCCAGUGCGUCUGUAUCUGCCUGUGCAUGUGUGUCUGCAC
This is a messenger RNA of Thunnus maccoyii (southern bluefin tuna), 5879 nucleotides long. It is a transcript of the gene atp8a2, whose product is annotated as ATPase phospholipid transporting 8A2. Gene Ontology annotation, molecular function: ATP hydrolysis activity; ATP binding; ATPase-coupled intramembrane lipid carrier activity. The record is from RefSeq and is a predicted model, not a curated record. Lineage: Eukaryota; Metazoa; Chordata; Actinopteri; Scombriformes; Scombridae. Gene Ontology annotation, cellular component: plasma membrane. Gene Ontology annotation, biological process: neuron development; phospholipid translocation. The coding region runs from base 1872 to 5438 and encodes 1188 amino acids. The transcript has 36 exons.